CAAGUGAGUUCACACAUUGUAGUGUUUCUAAAAAUAUCUAUGUAAAAUUACUGCUGUUAUUGUUUUAUCUAUGUUAAUUAUUUAAACUGUUAAUGUUGGUUUUAAGACCAAAGAUUAGUGUGAUAACCCUAUGCUAGUUUAUGUAAAAAGGUCUGACGAACUACAGCCUGUAACAUCCGUAGCCAACGUAACUAUUCUUCUCAUGUCAAUCAGUAACCAUGAACCUUUCUAUUCCUCUCAUUUCUUCAGCACAGAAAAGAGGUAUUUCCUUAUUCGUCUGCUAAAGGAUGCCUAUGAUUUUCUUAAUUGUUUUUUGGUAUUCAAAAUGCAAAUGGCACUGUAUGAGAUAAUUCCUGCUGAGAAAAAUUAAUUUAACUUAUAAACGAUAUGAAACAAUGAGAAUUACCUUUUAUAAAACUUCAACUCAUCCCUAGUCAAUAGAAAAGGAAAUUGCAGUGAUAAAUACAACUUGGAUUGGAUGAGUUGCAGGAAUCUGUUCUCCAUACGGUAGCAACAUUAGGACAUAAAAUAUCUGGAGUAAGGGGAACAAUGUGACAUGGAUGGUCUUCUUUUCCAUUUCAAGGCAAAUGAAGGAAGACCACGAUGCCAAAGGUUUUCAAUAAUCAGAUAAGCCUCAGGAAAUUCUAUCGGCGGAUUAGAAGUCGGACAGCCUUCGAGAAGAAUAAAACAGAUGUUUUCCACAUCAAAACACACAACGUGGGACCUUUGAAAAAGCUGAGGAUCGAGCAUGACAAUACGGGGAUGAACGCCGGGUGGUUCCUGGACAGGGUGGUGGUGACAGACGUCAACAGGCCCCACCUGCGAUACUACUUCCCCUGCAACAACUGGCUUAGUCAGGAGGAGGCGGACAGCCUGUUCGUCAGGGACCUGCUGGGCAGCCUCAACCCCAUGGACGUCCCCAAGUUUAAUAAGUACUUAGUGAGUGUGUUCACCGCAGACAUGAAGGGCAGUGGGACCGAUGCCGACGUUUUCAUCAAUAUCUUUGGAGAGUUUGGGGACACAGGGGAGAGACGUUUGAACAGUGACAAAGACAACUUUGAGCGUGGAACAGAGGACAAGUUUACAAUAGAUUCUCCAAACCUUGGGAGACUGAGAAAGAUCACCAUCGGUCACAACAACAGGGGCUCCUCCGCUGGCUGGUUCCUCGAUAAGGUCUCAGUGGAUGACAUGGGGAACAAAGAGAUUUAUGAGUUCCCAGUCAACCAAUGGUUCGCCAUGGACGAGGCAGACGGAAAGAUUCAGAGAGACAUACUGGUUGGAUCAACGCAACCUAUGGCCAUCGUGUACAACAUCCAGGUGAUGACGGGGGACAUAAGAGGCGCAGGCACCAACUCCAAGAUCCAUAUCGUCAUGCACGGAACCAAGGGUGUGAAGAACAGCGGGAAGGUGUUCCUGGAGGGGGGCCUGUUCGAGCGGGGCCUUAUUGACAUCUUCAACGUGGAGAUCUGCGAGCUGAUCAGCCCCCUCAGCAGGGUGUCCAUCGGACACGACAACGGCGCGGUGGGGGCCGGCUGGUACUGUGAGAAGGUGACGAUCUACUGUCCGUUCACGGGCAUCGAGCAGACGUUCCCAUGUGGGCGAUGGUUGGACGAGGACGAGGCUGACGGACUGAUCGAGAGGGAACUCUACGAGAUGGUUUCUCUCAGACAGAAAAGACUGAAAAAGUACCCCUGGACCCUGUGGAUCUUCACCACGGAUAUGAAGGGAGCAGGGACUGAUGCCCAGGUGUUUCUGCAGAUCUACGGGGAACGCGGCAAGUCUGACGAGAUGAAAAUGGAGAACAACACAGAGGAUAGUUUUGAACAGGGACAGGUGGACAAGUUCACGAUUGAAAUGCCAGAUAUAGGACGGCUGCAGAAACUAAGAAUUUGGCAUGAGAAAAGACAUCCUUUUGCUGGAUGGCAUCUAGCAAAAGUUACUCUAAUGAAGACCUUGACAAAAGAGAAGUACUCUUUUGAUUGCGGCCGCUGGCUGGACAUCAAUGAGGACGAUAACGAGAUCAUCAGAGAGAUCCCGGCUACUGGGCCUCUGGUCCCGGAACCCCUCCCCUUGAUUAAGUACCUCGUCACCAUCUGCACGGGCAACAUCAGUGGCAGCGGCACGGACGCCAGCGUGUUCCUCAACGUGCUCGGGGACCUCGGCGACUCAGGGGAGCGGCUCAUGUACAUGAGCAAAAACAAUGUCAACAAAUUUGAGAAAGGCAACCACGAUGAGUUCCUGAUCGAGGCGGUGUCGCUGGGCCAGGUACGGAGGGUGCGGGUGGGCCACGACGGGCGCGGCGGCGGCUGUGGCUGGUUCCUGGACAAGGUGUUGGUCAGGGUGGACGGGACGCCCGAGUCCGAAGCCAUUGAAUUCCCCUGUGACAGGUGGUUGGAUCGUAAUGAAGACGACGGCCAGAUUAUCCGUGAGUUAGUUCCUGCUGGAGAGGGCCUGCGUCUCUUCAAUGUUAACUACCAGAUCGCAAUCAAGACAGGCAGCAUCAAUGGGGCCAGCUCUGACUCCAAGGUGUUUGUGAAGAUGUACGGGGAAAAGGGAGACACGUGCAAGAUGAUGCUGAUGGUCUCAGAAAAUGACCUCAGCAACUACUACGAGACAGCCCGCACUGACAUCUUCACAGUAGAAACCUUCGACAUUGGAACGAUCAACCGCUUCCUGAUUGGCCACACCAACGAAGGGCUGCGUGCUGGUUGGUUCCUGGACAGUGUUGUGAUCUCUGUCCCAGUCCAUGGGAAGCAGUACAUGUUCCCCAGCCAUCGCUGGCUCUGCAAGGAUGAGUCAGACGGGAAGGUGGAGGUGGAAAUCUAUCCAAGUGAGAUCCUGGACAUCGAACGAAUGAUCAACUAUGAGGUGACCGUGACCACCGGGAACCUGCGAAAUGGAGGAACCAAUGCGAACGUCUUCUGUCAGAUCUACGGGGAGGAGGGGAAAACAGAGGUUCUGGCUCUCAAGAACCGCUCCAACAAUUUUGAGCGUGGUACCACUGAGAUCUUCAAGGUGGAGGCCAUCGACGUAGGGAAGGUCUACAAGAUUCGCAUCGGCCACGACGGCAGCGGCAUCGGGGACGGCUGGUUCCUGGAGAUGGUGAACAUCAAGCGGCUGACCAUGGCCAUGGUGCAGGUGGAGGUGAAGGUGGAGCCCAAGAAGGACAAGAAGAAGGACAAAAAGAAGAAGAAGAAGGAGGAGGAAGUCAAGGUGGAGUACAUCGAAGAGCUGCAGGAGGUGGUGGAGACACUUGCGUUCCCAAGCAACCGCUGGCUGGCCCGGGACGAGGUGGACGGCGAGAUCGUAGCUGAGCUGUUGGCGGAGGGCACUGAAGACCUUGAUAUAAAUUCCUAUGAAAUCCAUGUGUUCACUGGGUCUCUGUGGGGGGCCGGGACGGACGCCAACGUGUACAUCACCAUCUACGGGGAGGUGGGGGACACGGGGGACCGCUGGCUCAGAAAGUCCAACAACUUGAACAAGUUUGAAAAGAACCAGGAAGAUGUUUUUAACAUCACAGCAGUGGACAUGGGUGUGUUGAAGAAACUGAGGAUCCGACAGGACAACUCCAACGCCAACGCCGCCUGGUUCCUGGAGAGGGUGGAGAUCACAGACAACAAAGACGACACAACGUACUACUUCCCUUGUAAGCGCUGGCUGGCGAUCGAUGAGGACGACGGGCAGGUGGCCCGGGAGCUUGUCCCCGUGGACGAGGCCUUCAUGAGGAAGGGCGAGGAUGACGACGAGGAGUCCAGCACCACGCUGGGUCUUGAGCAGAAAGCUAUGUCCACGACGUACACUCUGAAGGUUAAGACUGGAGAGAAGAAAUACGCCGGGACUGACGCCAACGUCUUUAUUACCUUAUUUGGUAUCAAAGAUGACACAGGCAUGAUAAACCUCAAGGCGUCAAAAACACACCGGAACAAGUUUGAGCUGGGGAUGACAGAUGAGUUUAUUGUGGAGGCCGUGGACAUCGGACCGUUACAGAAGAUACGCAUCGGACAUGACAACGACGGAGGAGGGUCUGCAGGCUGGUUCCUGGAGUCUGUGGAGAUCGACGCCCAGUCCCUGGGCCAGAGGCUGUGUUUCCCAUGUGGCAGGUGGCUGGACACCGGGGAGGACGACGGGGCCAUAGUCCGGGACCUCUUCCCCAACCCGCUGCAGACAGAGUUCUACACACCUUUCGUGCCCUAUGAGAUAAAGAUCUUCACCAGCGACCUGUUCGGCGCGGGGACGAACGCGGACGUGUUCAUCGUGCUGUACGGCCGCUUCGGCGUGUGCACGCAGCAGAAGCGCCUGUGCUUCAACAAGAGGGAGAGGACCAUCUUCUUUGAGAGAGGCGCCGAGGACAUGUUCAUAGUUGAGCUGGAGGAUGUGGGGGAUGUGAUCGAGAAGAUCCGUAUCGGUCACGACAACCGAGGGGUGAACCCGGGCUGGCACCUGGACCGGGUGGAGAUCAGGAGGCUGCUGAGGAAGGGAAAGGGCUCGGAGACGAUCAUCUUCCCGUGUGAGUGCUGGCUGGCCCGGUCGGAGGACGACGGGGAGACGGUACGAGAGCUGGUACCCUCUGACAUCAUCACGGAGAAGCUGGCUCGCGAUGGCAGCCUCAAGGUCACCGAGAUCGAGGUGGAGGACGCGCUAGAGACUCACAUGUACAGCAUCUCCGUGACGACCGGGGACGUCUAUGGGGCCGGCACUGACGCCAACGUCUUCCUCACCAUGUACGGCGACCUGGGGGACACAGGCGAGAGGAAGCUCAGCAAGUCAGAGACCAACACCAACAAGUUUGAGCGAGGAUCGGUGGAUACAUUCACCAUGGAGGCCGUGGACCUUGGACAAGUGUUCAAGAUUAAGAUUCGCCAUGACAACAGUCUGCUAAGCCCUGAGUGGUACCUGGAUCAGGUGGAGGUGGUGGACCUAGAUACGGAGGAGGUGUUCCUGUUCCAGUGUGAGCGCUGGCUCUCCAAGAAGAAGGAGGACAAACGCAUCUGCAGGUUCUUUCAUGUCAUGGGCUACGAGGGCGUCAGGGAGACUGAGAACAGUAAGAAGAAGAACCUGCCGCCAGCUCUAAAGGAUGUGGACAGCAACAUGAACAAGAAAAACAAGAAGAAGAAGGAGGAGAUUGUGGAGGAGCUGCCCAUCAUCCCGUACCACAUCAGCGUCUCCACGGGCCUGGCUGAGGACAGCAGCACCUCCAGCCGGGCCUACGUCAUCGUGGUGGGGGCCGGCCAGCACAAGACGGACCGCAUGUGGCUGGACAUGACCAACGGCAGGACCAGCUUCGAGGAGGGCUCCCUGGAAAGCUCUGUGUGCCACGGGGCGGACGUGGGAGAGAUCAAGAAGGUGGAGCUGGGCCAUGACGGAGCCACUCCUGAGAGCUGCUGGCUGGUGGAUGAACUGGCCAUCUCUGCGCCCACCAGGGGCCUCAAAUACGAGUUUGCCUGCAAGUGUUGGCUGGCCAAGGAUCGAGGAGACGGGCUGACCUCCAGAGUGUUCAACAUGUUGGACGCCGAGACCAUCUCCAUCACUCGGAAGAUCAUCUACGAGGUGGUGGUGCUGACUGGGGAUGUGCAGAACGCUGGGACUGACACCAAUAUCUUCAUGUCGGUGUUUGGGCUCAAUGGGAGCACCGAAGAGAUGUUCCUGCAGAAGAAUGAGGACCGGUUUGAGCGGGGCCAACAGGACACCUUCAACUUAGAGAUUGAUGACAUCGCUCCACUGAAGAAGAUGAGGGUCCGCAUCGAUGGCACGGGCAGCCGACCCGACUGGUUCCUCGAUAAGGUGACUCUGCGUAACCUGACCACAGAAGAAGAGUGCCUGUUCACCUACGAGGACUGGCUGUCCAGGACGCUGGGGCCCAAGCACACCCUGGUCUCUGAGAUGGCGGCAGUGGUGGACGGCGAGGAGAUGGUGGAGCUCACAGAAUACAUCAUCAAUGUCAAGACCAGCGACGUUUCAGCGGCUGGCACGGACGCCAAUGUUUGGCUCAUUAUCUUCGGAGAGAAUGGAGACACGGGAACUCUGACCUUGAGAGACUCCAGCAAAUCCAACAAGUUUGAACGGAAGCAGGUGGACACGUUCCGCUUUUCAGACAUCCUCAGCUUAGGAGAGCUCUCCAAAGUACGUGUGUGGCAUGACAACAAAGGUCCUGCUCCCGGCUGGCACAUCGAGUACAUCGACGUGAAGGACGAGGUGAUGGACCAGACGUUCCGCUUUCCGUGCGACCGCUGGCUGGCCAAAAACGAGGACGAUGGGCAGAUCAUGAGGGAGCUGCCCUGUGCCAACAACGACAAGCUGGACUUCAACGAGAAGACCAAAUAUGAGAUUAGUGUUACCACGGCAGACACCGAUGAUGCAGAGACCAAGGAGAAUGGCUGGGUGAUCCUGGAGGGAAAGAAGGCAAGAUCCAAAGAGUUCACCCUGGAGAAUUCAUCCAAGAAGAAGAGGUUUCAGCGCGGAGGUGUGGACAGUUUUGACUUCUCCUCCAAGAAUGUGGGUGACAUCGCCAGCAUCUGCCUGGGCCACACGCCCAAGGACGGGAAGAAAGUAAAGGGAGAGGCGUUCUGGCAUGUGGAGGAGGUCAUCGUCACGGAAAAAGAGAUGGGGAACAGGUACAUUUUUGCGUGCAACGCUCAGAUCCCACUCUCGGCCAAGCGGGACGAGUUCAUGACCUUCGAGUGCACGCGCACGGUGGAGAGCUUCGCCAGCAAGGCCAGCAGCCUGGUGCCUGUCAAGUACGAGAUCAUCGUCAUCACGGCGGACCAGAAGGGCGCCGGCACCGACGCCAACGUCUUCAUCACGCUCUACGGCACCAACGGUGACUCUGGCCGCAGGCAGCUCCGGCAGAAGUUUCGAAACCUGUUUGAGCGCGAGCAGGCGGACCGCUUUGUCCUGGAGAUGCUGGACAUGGGUGAGCUGCUCAGGGUGAAGAUGGAGCACGACAACACAGGCCUGAGUCCGGGCUGGCUGCUGGACCGCGUGGAGGUCACCAACACCGCCAACGGGGUCACCACCGUCUUUAUGUGUGGGAAGUGGCUGGACACCAAGAAGGCGGACGGACAGAUCUUCAGGAUUAUUUACCCCAAAUACUGAUGAGUAUACCCCAAGAAACAAACACUACCCAACGUCCUAGACUUCCCUUGGUAUGGAGGUUUUGUUUUAUUGCCUAAGGACUCAUGGGAUAAGUAUAAAAAAGUGUACUGAAAACCUCAACGCUCAGGAACUGAUGUUGGCUUUAUAUCUUUUUUUUUUUUUUUACAUUCAUUUCGUAAUUUAUCAACAGCAAUUAGAAAUUGAGAGUUCAUACUGACAAUUAUUCUCUUCUUCAGGUAUAUAUAAAGUUGCCAUCCUUAUCAUUUUUAAAGUGGCAAUCUCUAGGAUCUCCAAAGAUUUUCAUUUUAAUAAAAGGUCACCAUCAACCACCAGAUGAGCCAAAACAAUGUGGAUUGAGCCUGUGGACCACCAAUGAAAACCCUGCAUCUUCUGCAGUGUUAUGAAUAGGAAAUGGUUGUCAGUGGCGACUAUCACGCCAGGCAUUCAAAUCACAAGCUUUGCAAUUAGUGAUGCGUUUUCCAUUCUCCAGCAGUGGCCUGUUACACCAGAGUAUGGCGGAGCCAACAGACUCGCUUUUCUCACCAUAGGUGGUGCCAAAGAGAAGAACGGAGAUAUACAAGAUGGCCGCUUGCAUAUGGAUCAGGAAUGCAUCAACUCAUUUUUUUUCAUCAUGUAUAAAGCUUCGUCAAUUAUUUUCUUAUGGUCAAAAUUUCACAGCAAUCACUUUGAUUUUAAGCAAGACGCGUGUUAGAGUAUCAAUUUGAGCUUCUAAAAGUUAAGUUAAAAAAAAAAGUAAAUGACCAGUUGCACACACACCAUAUAUUUUAUCCAGUUUAUUACAAAAAAAGGGAACAUACAAAAGGAAAAUAUAUAAGCAAUGAAGUAAAAGAAAUAUAAAAACAAAUCAGAAGAGUUUGGGUUUAGCAAUGCAACUUCAAAAUCAUUAUUAUUAGUAGUAAUAAAUAAAUUACAAAAUUCCACCAAAUGAAUUGUAACAUUUACCCAUAAUAUGCUCAUCCAUUACUUCAUCAACACAAUCAUCCGUAUUGAGCUAUUGCUUUAAUAUUAAUGAUAAAUAGUAAAUAUUAAUGAUAAAUAUAUAUUGAAAAACAUUGCGCAGUCUCAGCUAAACAACAGAUUUCAUACACAGAUGCUGGCAGCCCUUUCACUGGCACUUUUUUGGGGGAUAUUAUCCGUCCAUUUAGUUCUUCGGAUUUGAAGCAGCAGCAAAAAUGUAUUCAAUAGUUUUAUUCUUUGUAUGUAUUUUCCACCAUAUACAAUACCAUUUAGACUACAUUAUAACCUGAGAAGAACAUGCAUUUUUAGAAAGGUUGUGCUUUGAAAUCCUGUGUCGUCACCCGAGUUUCAUGAUAUAUAAGAGGAUUCUGAAUAUUUAUAAUUCAAAUGAGAAAUACAUUAAUAAGUAAAUGUUUUUUAUGCAUGAGAUUACAGGUAAACUUGCCCCUCUGGUCUUACAUAUUCUUAAUCAAUAUAGUUUGAAGGGAAUUGAAUCAUUUAAAUGAAGGACUUUUGUUUUCUUUGGGGAAUAUGUUUUCUUUUAAUGAUAAUAUGGAUAUAGAAACACAGAGUGAGGCCCUUACAUUGCUGCAGUUGUUGUGCAUGGAGAGAAAUAGUAGAAAUACUAAAUAAGGAUUGAAAUCAGCAGUAAGCAUGAGAUCGCAGAGGGAUUGUCGCUUCAGGUUCGUGCAUUAGCUCGAGAGGCAGAGAAUAUGCAGAUAAUAUUAAACUAUGUUGGAAUUGCAUGAUGCCAGUGAGAGGGUUCCCAUAUUAAAACAGCAGAUCAGGAAAAAGCAUGAAAAAAAAUACAAAAACAAAGAAAUCCCAAAGCAUUCACUUCUCCCUCCGUUUCAGUUUGUCCACGAGGCCAUAGCAUAGGAGAUCAGAGAUUGCAUUGAAGGGAAUGUUACCAAGAGCCACAGCACCAGUGAGGAGAGAGAGAGAGAGAGACAGAAAGAGAGGGAGGGCCACACGAUAGAGAAAAGAAAGAAGGCAGCCGAGCACAUUAAACAAUGCACAGCCAGCUUACGGAGGCAAAAAGCAGGGCUUUUUUUGUUUUCCAUUUUCAAAGUACAACUGCAUGCAAAGCAUUCCCAUUUAAAAUCAUUGCAAAAAUGAGGUAUACGUUUUUUUUUGUCCCAAAUCAUUUUGAGUUAUUUCUAUAUAAAUAAAUAAUGAUUAAACCACCCACCCCCCACAAAAGAAAUAACGUUAUAAAAUGACGUACAUAUCUACAAUUAGUAAUAAAUUAUGAUUGUUAAAUACUUAAGGCAUCUCAACUGAUAACACCCUGUGUAAACUAACAAAACUUCCC
Molecule: messenger RNA, 9385 nt
Organism: Gadus morhua (Atlantic cod)
Lineage: Eukaryota; Metazoa; Chordata; Actinopteri; Gadiformes; Gadidae
Product: lipoxygenase homology domain-containing protein 1
Exons: 40
Coding region: 604-7092 (2162 amino acids)
Molecular function (GO): protein binding
Source: RefSeq, a predicted model, not a curated record